This is a messenger RNA of Anolis carolinensis (green anole), 4619 nucleotides long. It is a transcript of the gene lox, whose product is annotated as lysyl oxidase. The transcript has 7 exons. The coding region runs from base 337 to 1581 and encodes 414 amino acids. Gene Ontology annotation, biological process: peptidyl-lysine oxidation; collagen fibril organization. The record is from RefSeq and is a predicted model, not a curated record. Lineage: Eukaryota; Metazoa; Chordata; Lepidosauria; Squamata; Anolidae. Gene Ontology annotation, molecular function: copper ion binding; protein-lysine 6-oxidase activity.
GGGAGAGAGAGAGAGAGACGGGAGAGAGAGAGAGAGACUCGCUCCUCUCCACAUCCAUCUCAAAACACAAUUGGGAAGAGAGAGAAAGAAAGAGGGCGCCUUCCCUCUACAUUAUCCAUCUCUUUAAGGGAAGGAAACCCUUGAAGCGGGAAGCAGGAAGGGCUCCUUUUCGCUCUUCAUUCAUCUUCUUCAAUUUGAGAAGAAGAGAGAAAGCGGGAGGUGGAUGUGACUUGAUCUCAGUGCUAAGACUUUAGUCGACGAGGCUCCUCAAAGAGGGCGAACUGCGCCGCUUUGUAAAAUCGGUUUGAUUAUUGACCCCAAAGGUGUGAAGCCGCGAUGAGAGCCCUGCCGCUCUUCCCGGCCUGGGUCUGCUGGCUCGGCCUCUUCUGGCUCCAAGCGGAGGGAUUGCCUCCUCCGAGGAACCCCGCUCCUCCUCCUCCUCCUCCGGCGGUGUGGCAGCAGCGGAUCCAGUGGGAGAACAACGGGCAGGUGUUCAGCCUCCUCAGCGUGGGCUCGCAGUACCAGCCCCCGCGGCGGAGGCACAGCUCGGAGGCGCCGCAAGGCAACCACGUCCUGCUGCUCCGGGGGAACGGGACGGCCCCGCGGAGGGCUGCCUCUCCCGCCGCCGCGCCCUCCCUCGCCCCCGCCGAGAGGCAUUGGUUCCAAGCGGGAGGAGGAGGAGGAGGAGGAGGAGGAGGGCGAGGCCGCGGGAGCGAGGCAGCAUCGCCGCCGCCGCCGGAGAGCGCACCCUCCCGGUCGGGCAACAACAGCAGCAGCCACACGCCUCCGCUGAACAGCUUGCCUCGCCGCCGCGAUGACGUGAUGCAGGGCGACGACCCCUACAACCCUUACAAAUACACCGACGACAACCCGUAUUACAACUACCACGACACCUACGAGAGGCCCCGGCAGGGCAGCCGCUACCGGCCCGGCUAUGGCACGGGGUACUUCCAGUACGGUCUUCCUGAUUUAGUUCCAGAUCCUUAUUACAUCCAAGCAUCCACUUAUGUCCAGAGGACAUCCAUGUACAACCUUAGGUGUGCUGCUGAGGAGAACUGCUUGGCAAGCUCUGCUUACCGGGGAGAUGUCAGAGAUUAUGACAACAGAGUACUUCUGAGAUUCCCUCAAAGAGUGAAAAACCAAGGCACUUCGGAUUUCUUGCCAAGCCGACCACGAUACUCAUGGGAGUGGCACAGCUGCCAUCAACAUUAUCACAGUAUGGACGAAUUCAGCCAUUAUGACUUACUUGAAGCAAGCUCACACAGGAGAGUAGCUGAGGGACAUAAAGCAAGCUUUUGUCUUGAAGAUACAUCUUGUGACUAUGGAUAUUAUAGGAGAUAUGCAUGUACUGCACAUACCCAGGGACUGAGUCCUGGCUGUUACGACACAUACAAUGCUGACAUAGACUGCCAAUGGAUUGAUAUUACAGAUGUAAAACCUGGAAAUUACAUAUUAAAGGUUAGUGUGAAUCCUAGCUACUUGGUACCGGAAUCAGACUAUUCCAACAACAUAGUGCGUUGUGAUAUCCGCUAUACAGGCCACCAUGCAUAUGCCUCUGGUUGUUCAAUUUCUCCAUACUAAGCUGAAAGAAAAUGUAUGAAUCGGAGACCGUUGUUGCAAAACAAUUAUUUUAUAAACUGAGAUAGGAUGUAAAAACUUCUGAAAACUUAAAAAGAACCAGAGUAUAUACAAAGAAUUUUAAUGCAAGUCUGAAGCAUUAAGACCUCUUUUGGAAUAAAUUGUGUUACUCAAUUAACACAUUCAGCAUUUGGGAGCAGUGAGAGAUUGGUGCUUUAUACCCAGAAUUUUGAAUUCUCCAGGAAGUUUUACAGUUCACAGAAAUGUUUUCUUUUGCCUACUGGAAAUCAGUACACUAUCUGUGAAUGUGUUUUAAGAACAAUUUAAAAGAGUGUUCAAAUAGGCUGAGAUCCAAUAGGUUUCAUCUGAUGUUUCAUGUUUGCUCAAUGGAAGCUAGUAUGUUGUUUUUAAGAGGGGGUUUUUCUUGUCUGUAGUUUCACAAAAUUUCUUUUGAUAUUCCCCUUUUUGUUUUAAGUUUUUUUUUUUUGCUAUAUGGUCAGGGCACUACUGUCCAAAGUCUUUUUGGGAUCAUGGAAAUAAUGUUACAUUGAUUUAGAAUGUAAUUAUAUAAGGAAUAGGAAAUAUCAGUGAUCAUGUGGCAAACCCUGAACCAACUGGUGAUCGAAACUUCCAUCACUAUUUUUUUUAAAUUAGGUUAUAAAAGGAUUUAUGGUGCUUUAAAGAUUUGUGAAAAAGAACACUUGGAUUUGAAUGAAUUGGAUUAAACCUGAGUAUGUGUACAGCAGAAAAAUACGAAAGUUUACAAACAAUAUGUCCUGGUAUGUUUCAUUAUUUGAAGUAAAUUCAAAUCACUGUUUAUAAUAGAAGCUAGAUUGUUUGAAAGAUCAAUAGUAAUAUAUCCAAGUGGUAUCCUACAGCAAGCCUGAGAAGCCUGGAUUUUCUGGAUGAUAAUAUAUGUUUUUCAGGAACUCAUGUACUUAAAUUGUCUGUUUAGAUAGAUGGAAUGAGGUUUUUUAAAACUUCUACACACAGUACUAUAGUACUACACUGUGAUCAUUUCUGACAGGUGAUAGCAUGUACUGGCAGUUAGGUGGACAAAUUCAGUUCAACCAUUAAAUACCCCCAUGAGAAGUAAUUUAUAUCAAUAGGAGUCUUCUCCCCACUACCAGUUUGCUGAAAGGGCCUUCUAAAUAGCUGCUGGCUGUGCUAGAUAAAACUAGGAAAACUGCUCAAUUUUGACUGCAUUCCAUGGUGUGUAUGUCCUUUCGGCUGGCAAUUGAUGUUAACUCCAUGGAUUUUAUAAAGUUUAAUGAACACUCAGUUGAUUUUUCCUGCCCCUUUCUUGGAAAUAUAGGCUACAGCACAAUUUGUAAAAGGAAACUUUCAUGUAUUUCUUAAUUUCUUUCCUGCAUUCAAUUGAUGGUUUGGCUUCUGAGCAAUGCAUACUUUUACAUCAUCUGGGUGAUUCCCAGACAUCUGUAGACUAUUGUCUAUAACUAAAGUGUCAGCCACACGAAUUCUACUUGCAGCAAGGGAGUUCCUUUCUGUCCUCCUUGUUGCCCCAAAUCUGUUCUUCUACCAUAAGCCUGCAAAGCAAACUAAAGUACCACAAUAGACAAAUAUAGCAAGAAUCAGUUCCACCAGCAGAUAGACAUAGCUGGAUUUCACCAUUUUGUUAGUACUGAAGCUUGUUUUAUUCCUCAGAUUUGGGGCAAGAACACACUUUUUGAUUUGUCUGAUGUGACUGAGUUUGAGAAAUUUGUUCUUUCAACUUGUCAGUAACGCCAUAUCUGUUUCUCAUGUGUACUGAACCAUCAGACAUGGCAUGUAGCUAUUCAAUAUUACAAACUGCUGUGACUCCAUAUUAUGGAAAUUUAGGAAUUUAGGAUUGGGUAACAACUUAAAAUUAUCUAGCCCACUUCCACACACUAUAUUAAUAGGGUUUUUUUGGCAGGAGAAUAUAAAAAAACUACAAAUCUCAGGAUUCCAUGACAGCCAAAUUGGUUUCCAUUUCCCCCCUUUCAACAAUGUACUUAGCAUAUGCCAACAAUUAUAAUUCCUUUGCAAUACACAUAGAUGCUACUAAGCUUACUUAUACAUAGGCUUUUUUUAAAUAAAAGAAGUGUUGUUGUGGCAGCAACAGAAAAAAUGGCUAGCAACAAGGAGCUGGUGACUACUGAGAGGAGCAGUGUCUCAAAGCUGAUAGCUCCAUGUUGGCAGCUAAAGUGGUAGGAAUAGCCUGCCUGACACUUUGGGUAACUAUGCUAUACAGGUUACUUUCCCAUUACAAAACGUUCCUUCUCUGUUGUUAAUUUUUGAACAGAAUUAUUUAACACUUCUGGAUACCACCCCUAGCUGAGAUGUCCAUGAUCAGUUAUUUUAAUAUAAAAUAUACUAUUUUAGAAAUAACCACUGCAAUGUGGAAAAUCUUCCUGUGGUCCCUAGAAGACUGGAGAAUCAAUGGAUCACAUCUUAUAAUAAUCAUCAGAUCUAUUCACUUCCCAACUGGAUAACACACCUAACAUGGAGAUCGGUCACAAAACUAUUUUUCACUGUUUCCAAAAUUGGCUUGUAUUUAUGGAGAAAUUGCUAUUCCAAGCAUUUUAUGAUCCUUGAUUAAACUUAAGGGAUUUCUGAUGGUAAAAUAUAAUGAGCAUUUUUCCCAGUCAGCCUCUUUGUACAUUCCUAUAAUUUUUGUUGGACUUAACUGAAGUGGUAUGUGCAUAUCAUUGAAGUGCCUUACAAUAGCAAAAACAUUUGUUUCACAUUCCAGAUAUUACAAUGGUGCUUACAUAUUUUAACUUGAAUAAAAAAAGAACUUUAUAAGCAAUCAAAUGUUACAAAUUCAAUGAAAAGUCACUCGUAACUUCUUGAAGGAUGGAAAAAAAUAUUUACUGCAAUUCUUCAAAGAUCCUUACUUUUGAAAUCUAUACAUCUUUCUCUGAAAUGUUAUUUAUAAAUAUUAGUACACUAGCUUUGUAUUCUUCACUGCACUUCCAUAUUCUUGUGUUCCAUUCUUGUAUCAUGGUUGCAAAUUUCUGUGAAAAUGACCUGAAUAAAAGUGUUUCAAAUGCUCAGAA